Molecule: messenger RNA, 1192 nt
Organism: Carassius auratus (goldfish)
Lineage: Eukaryota; Metazoa; Chordata; Actinopteri; Cypriniformes; Cyprinidae
Product: interleukin-1 receptor-associated kinase 1-binding protein 1 homolog
Exons: 4
Coding region: 60-809 (249 amino acids)
Biological process (GO): positive regulation of canonical NF-kappaB signal transduction; immune response
Source: RefSeq, a predicted model, not a curated record
ACAUUUCCCGCCAUGCGCUGGACACGUUGCCAUAGCGCCACGUUGGUUUACCAACAAGCAUGGCGCACAGUCCGUCUCGUGUCUUUGCUGCAGUUUCACCGAGUGCUGGAGAUGUUUACCAAGACGAAAACGAAACGGUGUUUAACCGGGGUCGCAAGCAAACACCUUUACACACUCUAAACAACACAAGAGUGGUUCAAAUGACUGGCUGUGCGGAGUUAUCGUAUCCUCCGGACCGAGCCACCGUCACCAUCAGCGUCAAAAACAGUAAAGAACAUGUAAACGACGUGACCAAUAGCGUUACCCGAAGACUGGAAUACAUACUACAGACCGCGAGACAGCAUGACGUCAAGGAAGAAAGUAUCACUGUGACAAAGCACUUACAAAGAGAGGAAGAGCUCUUCCACAUGCGAGCUGAGGUGCUUGUGGUGUUUUCAGACUUUGAGAAGAUGCAACAAGCACGCUCAGUUUUGAUUGAAAAACUUGACAAAAGCGUGUGCGUGGGUGACCCCUACUACAGUCACAGCGCUGAAAGUCUCAGUUUGUUGAGACGCAGAGUAUGUUUGGAAGCUGUGGACAAUGCCCGGCUAAAAGCCAGUGAGGCAUGUUGCAUUCUGGGACAAGCUCUGGGACGGCCGCUGCUUGUACGUGAGGAAGAAUCACGAGAGUGGACCAGCGGCCAGCAUGAAGUGACUGACUCUCCUCUAACACUACAUCAGAAGACUGGGGUUACAUUAGUCACUGCCUCUUCGCGUGUAUUUGUGGCCUUUGAAUUGCGACCAAAGGACAGCAACAGGAGGAAAUUUUGAAGUUUCUGUUUAGCAAUAAUAAUAGUACAUGUUAUUUCAUUUAUUUGCUGUUAUAACCUGUAAACACAUAGUCUUGUGAAGUGAGCACCAUAGAUGACCUCAGAUACUCACAAAAGGAGCUAGAAAUAAAGAUACCACUUGUUUCUACUGGUGUCACUUAAUUAAGUCUCCAAAUUCCAGAAUAUAUUGAAUAGCACUGUGUGCAACUCAAAAUAUACUUGUAAAAUAUGUUCUAAACAUUGACAGAAAACAAUGUUAAAGUUUAACAAAUGAGUUAGAUGUGACUGUGUUUGAAUAGGGAUUACAUGUACUAUAUAUUGUUGCAUGACUGUGUCUUGACUUGCACACAUAAAGAAACUCUGCAAGCUUGUUAUACGUACUGA